Parasteatoda tepidariorum (common house spider) is the source of this 952-nucleotide messenger RNA. Its product is annotated as insulin. Gene Ontology annotation, cellular component: extracellular region. Gene Ontology annotation, molecular function: hormone activity. The record is from RefSeq and is a predicted model, not a curated record. Lineage: Eukaryota; Metazoa; Arthropoda; Arachnida; Araneae; Theridiidae.
CCAGACAUUGAUGAAAAUUAGAAAAGCGAAAAUAACUCGAAUGUUAACCGGCUGAUCUUCACUUCAUUGCGCAAAAUGUAAUUGAUCAGAAAGUGAAAGAAACCUUGAUCUAUACUUCUUCAUACAAGUCACGAACCUUUAAUACUUUCCAUGCUUGACUUUAAUUAAGAAACUCAAUUGCAUUUUCUCUGCAAUUUUUGAUGAACAAAAAAAAAAAAAAAAAUAAGCAGAAAAAGGGUACGUUUAAGGACUAUAUAAAGAGAAGAUAUUUUCACAACGGAUAUUCACAUGAAGGAUGGUUUUUAAACUUGCAUUGUUGGGUUUAGUUGCUUUGACGGCUUUCUAUGGAAAUAACGUGGAAGGAGUGAGAAUGUGUGGAAGAAGAUUGGCAGAUCUUCUUAACUUUAUAUGUGAAAAGCAUGGAGGUUUUCAUGCACCACGCAGAGACGUUUCACAUAAAUCAGAUGGAAAAAGAUCCAUCAUAGAAAUCAUCCGACCUCUUUCCCGUCGACAACUUACAGGUCAAGACAGUGUUGCAGUAGUAGAAGCAGAAACAGGUUUUCGAAGUGGUGUUGUUGAUGAAUGCUGCAGAAAACAAUGCACACUUACUACCUUGGUGUCCUACUGCGCAAAUUCAAGACAUGUUGGUAACAUUGAUCUCGAUGAAAUUCUCCCUCCUGGCUCGGAAACUUUAUCAGCUGAAGACUUUGCAGAAUAUCAACUACAACAAGAUUCAUCGAAAGAUGUUUUGAUGCCACGUCCAUUAUCUCCUGUUGGUAGUUUGGUCCAUGCAAGUCGUCCUAAUUUAGGGAGCUUUUCGAGAAAUCGUCCCGUCUUUAUGGUUUUAUCCCAACUGCAGGACGAUGAAGAUCGCCCUCUUGGUGAUUAUAGAUUUUAGGGACUUUUUCUAAUCAUCAAAUAAAUAUCUCUUCAAGCAAUGGGAAAUAUUAUU